AUGCGCAAACGAACCGUCACCUCGAGCGCGACCGCGCUGCUGCUCCUCACAGCCUCCGUGGUAAGCGCAAAGCAUGGAGUUCACGAGCAUCUCGAGUCACUCCACAAACGACACCGCGCGCAUCGCCACUUGGAUAUGCGAUCAACGGCCGAGAACGGCGCGCAAGGCAUUGAAUUGAGGUCUGUCGAGGAGACAACAUCAAAGGCACCGGUCGAGAAGCGAGGUGGACAAUGCGCCUUUCCCACAGAUGCUGGUUUGGUUGCAGUGACUCCAGGGGAACAGAAUGCGGGAUGGGCCAUGAGUCCUGACCAGCCAUGUUUACCUGGAAACUACUGUCCAUAUGCUUGUCCACCCGGUCAAGUAUCGGUGCAGUGGGAUCCUAGCGCGACAUCAUAUUCGUAUCCCAAGUCAAUGAACGGUGGCUUGUAUUGCGACAACAACGGCAACAUCCAGAAACCCUUCCCAGACAAGCCAUACUGCCAAUCCACAGCCACCAACAUCGGUGUACAGAACAACGCGGGUGGUGUGGUAUCCUUCUGUCAGACCGUGCUUCCUGGCAAUGAAGCCAUGCUCAUCCCGACUUCUGUUUCGGAUUACGCCACUCUCGCUGUCCCAGACACCAGCUACUGGUGCGGGACUGCUGCACACUACUACAUCAACCCUCCUGGCAUCGACACUGAGACGGCCUGUGUUUGGGGAACGCACGCCAACCCCUAUGGCAACUGGUCGCCGUACGUGGCCGGUGCCAAUGUCGACAAGUCCGGAAACACUUUCAUCAAGUUGGGAUGGAACCCGAUCUACCUCGAGCCGACCACGCCUUUCCGCAACGACAUGCCAAACUGGGGUGUCAAGGUGGACUGUCCCAACGGUGGAUGCCACGGCCUUCCCUGCUCGAUCGACCCUAGCCAGAACCAGGUCAACCAGAUGGUUGGUAGUGCGAGCGAUGGUGCCGGUGGUGGCGCAUUCUGCGUCGUCACUGUAGACCAGGGCGCAACCGCGAACUUCGUCGUCUUCAGCUCGGGAGGUGACCAGAGUGACAACAACAGCAAUGGCAACAGCAAUAGCGGCAGUAGCAGUGGUAGUGGUAGCUCGGCAACUGGCUGGAACAAGGGUGGCCAGUUCUACCAGACGACCACCAGCCCGGUAGCUUCGACCAGCCCCUCGACGACGUCAAGCACGACGACCUCAGAAUCCACGACUUCGACCGCUUGGGCAUGGUCCUCCAGCACCACCACGAGCUCAACGCAGGUUCAGACUUGGACAUCAGCUUCCUCUAGCACCUGGCACUCGCGAGCGCCUACACACUCGCCUUACUACUCCAUCUUCAACUCGACGACGAUAUCUACAGGGAGAGUCGACUACAGCUCAGUCGAAGCAACCGCGACUCCGUCCGGUCCUACCGCGUCGGCUCAACCUUCGAUAGUAUCUGCUACCGGAGCGGCCUCGUCAGUCCAGGUGUCCGUUGUGGGAUUGUUAUCCGCUCUGGCCUUUUACGCGGUGGCAGCACUGUGA
Exophiala spinifera is the source of this 1512-nucleotide messenger RNA. RefSeq lists its product as uncharacterized. The record is from RefSeq and is a predicted model, not a curated record. Lineage: Eukaryota; Fungi; Ascomycota; Eurotiomycetes; Chaetothyriales; Herpotrichiellaceae. The transcript is spliced from 2 exons. The coding region runs from base 1 to 1512 and encodes 503 amino acids.